Messenger RNA from Cuscuta epithymum, 3557 nucleotides. The record is from the annotation of a GenBank genome assembly. NCBI's taxonomy places the organism in Eukaryota, Viridiplantae, Streptophyta, Magnoliopsida, Solanales, Convolvulaceae.
GCAAACCCUCCCCAAACCCCAGCCCCCCUAUCAGACCUUGGGGCCGAACCUCGCCGACGGCCAGCUCAUCGCGGAAGUCCUGCUGGUCGCCGAAGUCCAGCUCAUCACCAACGUUGCUGCAGACGCCGACGGCCAGCUCCUCGCCGCUGCAGAUUCUCGCCGACGGCCAGCAGUUCCUCGCCGCUGCAGAUUCUCGCCAACGGCCAGCAGCUCCUCGCCUAUCUCCUCACCCAUGCCGACGUCCAGCAGAAUCUCGCGACUUCAUUGGCUCCAACUUCUAUCUUCUUUACACUUCAUUGUUGCUUUUUAUCAAGGGUACGUGUUCAAUCAUGAACUACUUUUCACAAACAUGUUCAUGAGUGACCCAAUUAAAUCAAAGAUCAAUCCAAGAUGCCAUACCAUUGCCUUCCUCAGGUUCUCUCUGCCUCCAUAGCUAGCUAUCACCUUUCGUGGAGAACCAAAGACAGUGGAGAACCAUAAACAAUCAAGGUUUGCUGCUAUACUAAUUAAUUGACACCAUAAACCUCAUCUCAACGACCCUGACAUAGUUGAGAUUAAGGUACAAGGUGAUGAUGAUGUUGACAAUCACUCUGUCUUUUCAUUUAUAUAAGUUUUAAAAUUUUAAUGCGUGUGUGAGUUAAAUUAGUUUUUUGGUUAUGGUAUCGUGAAGCAUUAGAGAACACAAUUGAUAUAAAUCUAACAGAAGAAGUUCUGAAGAUGGAUUCAGAGAAGAAACUCUCAAAUUUCCAUAUUUAGAGGCUCGAACCUGUUUAAAACUAGAGUCAAGUCAAGCUAACCCAAUGCUUGACCUUACAGAAGAACAAACGACAAGCAGUCUGACAUCAAUAGAGCGGGAAACAAAGUCUUUCAAAAAUAAGGUUUGCAAAUUCAGUUUUGAUAAAAUUCUAGGGUGCCUUAGCACUCUUCUAUGUUUCAUCUAUUCUUUUUCUUCUUUCAAGAAAAAUGAUGUGGAUGUUAUGAUUGUUAUCGCAUCAAAUAGGGCAGUAUCUGAGAGUUUAGGGAUUGCUAUAUGAUAGUAUAGAAUUGUUAUGGUUUAUGUGUGUAAUUUUAACUAGUUUUAUUUGUUGUUGUUUGGGAAAUUACACACUUUUGGUGUAAUACUUUUUUUUCCUAUUUUGUUUGUAAUUUGUUUAGAUUAGGAUUAUUCUGAGCUUUAACUAGGUAAAGAUCAUCAAAAGGAUCCUUGGAAAGCUCAAGGAAAGUGCAAGAGAACAAGAUCAAGUGAAAAUUUGGAAAAAUAGUCAUUUACUCGGUCGGGUAAAGCAUUUACCCGAUCCGGUAUUGACUUGAUCCGAAAAUAAUAUCUGAUUUGGGGGCAAUUGAACGUGCAGGUGAAGAUUUGGCAAAGAUAUGCCUUUUACCCGGUCGGGUUUCUCAAAAACCCGGUCGGGUAAAUGGCCCUGGCAGCUCCAAACACCUAUAAAUACACCUCAUUUCCUUCCCAUUUAUUCACCAAUUCAUAUACUCUCUUACGCUCAGCUUAGAAUAGUAUUUCUUUUAUAUUUUUAUAGCAUGUUUAGUCUCCAAAUGAGGAGCUAAACUUCCAUUUCUUGGUGUUGCUCUUGAAGCUUGUUGAUUAUUAAAGUUGUGAGUUAUUUUCUUAACUUCUUCCCUUGAAUAUUAAUUAUUCUCUUAAUCUAUCUAUAUAUUAAUGUUGGGGAGUGUUGCUAAGAUGACAAUUAGUUAACAUCUCAACAUUAGUUAUAGUAGUAUUUAUUUUCUUCCUCUAUAUAUUAAUGUUGGGGAGUGUUACUAAGAUGACAAUUAGAUAACAUCUUGACAUUAGUUAUAGUAGGAUUAUUCAUAUUUAAUCUUCUUCCUUGAAUAUUAAUUCUUCCCUUAAUCUAUCUCUAUGUUAAUGUUGGGGAGUGUUGCUAAGAUGACAAUUAGUUAACUCUCAACAUUAAUUACUACUAGAAACGAUCAACGAACCGAUGGUUAAUCGUUGAUGGUUUCACAAGUAAGUAACUUCGGUUUAUUAAUGCACGGUCGUGGUUAAUAAACUUAAGAGGGACUAAUUUUGUUUGUUAAACCGAAACCGUUGUGUUGAGGUUAUCAAUCUCAAUUGAUUUCAUCAAGGAGUUGAGAGAUUAAAUGCUACUAUCAAGUCGGUAUAUGGCGGUGUUCUAUACUUGACUAAUAGUAAGGGUUAUUAAUGAACGGUCGUUGUUAAUAACUACCCUCGAUGAAUUGGAUAUACUCCUCGAUUGAGUAUUCGAGAGGGGAUACGUUAUAGAUAUAACAAUGAUCGACUUAAAUAUAUCAACAAGUGGAAAGUAGCAAUGCCAAGUCCUUUUUAUCUUUGAAUUAAAUCACAUAUAACUCGUUCAUCUCCGUGUUUAAUUUUAAUUAAAUCACUCAAUCAAAACCCCCCUUUAUUUACUAGUUCAUAAAAAGAGAGUUAUUCCUUUCCCUGUGGAUACGAACUCUACUUCAUCUAUACUACGUAUAAGUGCCAGUAUUGAAUUUAUUUUGACGCACCGUGACAAAGUGCACGUCAUUUUACUCAUUACAACUUACACAAAAAGAUUGUUUAAACUGAAAAUGUAGCUGGCAAGUUGUUAUACUUGAGCAAAAUGAUUAGCUUUAUGUGAGGGGGAGCCACAACAAAUGCUUGUAUUAUUUUGAAUUUUUUUAUAUUUCUUACCAUUACUUGUAUUAUGUGGUUUCGUCAUAAUUACUUCUGUGGGAAUGAUUUUCCCUUUUUAUAAAACAAAGUAACAAUAUAAAUGAGCAAAAGUGAUUAUGCAGCUUUGAUUAAUCUGGAACUAUGUUCUCGAUUUGGAUAAGUUCCUGGGAAUAUAUGCACAUGGGAUAUGGAAAUUCUGACCACAGCCCUUGGGACAUCGGUUAAGAAAAUAAAAAAAAUGAAAAGAUUUUUGUAGGGGAAUCGUGUGUGAGGGCAUUUCAAAAUCAUUGGUGAUUGCAUAUUUCCAUCUCCUCAUAUUAAACUUCUUUUCUUACUUAACUGUGGUUAGCAUUAUCUUUACUAAGAGCUGUGUAGAUAUAAUCCAUAAUUUAGCAAGGCAACAUAUAAUGAUUUCAGAUUCUGUCCAGUUCAUUUGCUGCUUAUUAAGAGCUGAGCUAUCUUUAUUAUUUCAGCUUUUCUGGCUCUUAAGUUGCUAAUGGGAUUGACUGCUUCUUUAUAAUAUAACUCUCCAACUUUUGUUUGAUAAAACACAGUUUCUGAGUCAUGGUUUCGUAGUCUAUGGAAACCAGCAAGGAAGCAUAAAGGUAACCCCGAAAAGUGUCAAGUUGGAAUUUUGGCGUUUGAAGUGGCAAGCUUGAUGUCUCUAAGUGAUAACCCGGUGUCGAAGACAGUGGAGGAGAUAGUACACAAUGAUGUUUGUAUGUUAUCAUUUUGUUUUGAUUGAAUUCGCAGUCCUUUGGCCAUGUAUUUGUGUAAUAAUUUUUGUAAGCUUUUAGUGACGAUAAGCUUACAAAGAGAUGGUAAUUUGUAUUGUAUUUAUUAUGAAUUUUGGUGAUUUAUCAUUUAAUUCUUCUUGAAAUUAUGAUUGAUUUGUGUUGGUGAGAUA